This is a messenger RNA of Strongylus vulgaris, 449 nucleotides long. NCBI's taxonomy places the organism in Eukaryota, Metazoa, Nematoda, Chromadorea, Rhabditida, Strongylidae. The record is from the annotation of a GenBank genome assembly.
AUGUUAGCUGCUUUGAAUGUGAACAAGGACGACCCGUUGCUGCAGGUGUAUAGUUCCACCCAAGAAAAACUUGAUGCUGUUACUGCUGAGUUACAGAAAGAAAAGAAUAGGUCCAAAGCACUAGAAUCUGAAGUCGAAGAUUUGCAAGGCGAGUUUGAGCUGGAUCGUCUCGACUAUUUGGAGACUAUUCGUAAGCAGGAUCAACAACUGAAACUUCUAGGCCAAAUACUCGAUAAAAUACAGCCGAUUAUUAGAAAAGAUUCAAAUUACUACAACAUUGAGAAGGUGAAAAAAGAUUCAAUUUGGAAUGAAGAUGAAGGUAGAUGGGUUUUGCCAGAGAUGAGCGUUUCGCGAACCGUCCUACCAAAUGCCCACAAUGGCAAGUUCCUUCCUCUAGUGACUCCACGGUAUUAUCAACUUUAUUUCAGGGAUUGGUUUAAGCAAUAAGA